Molecule: messenger RNA, 1429 nt
Organism: Vicia villosa (hairy vetch)
Lineage: Eukaryota; Viridiplantae; Streptophyta; Magnoliopsida; Fabales; Fabaceae
Exons: 1
Coding region: 351-1286 (311 amino acids)
Source: RefSeq, a predicted model, not a curated record
CUCUAGUUCGAGAUUUUUUCUCCAAAAUAUACAAACUUUCUCUUUCUCACCUCAAAAUUCAUGCAAACAAAAAAACUAACAUCAUCACCAUUGCAGAUUUCAUCCUAUCACUCAUAAAUCAUAACAUCUUCAAAGGGUUAUCAAUAGUUUCAUUCAUUUGUCAUCAAAGAAUCUAUAUUGAGAGUUACAUUACAUCUGCAAUUUUUCAUUCUUCAUAUAAAGGAUGGAAAAUGUGUAAAGAUGAAAUUGUUGUUUACACCAAUGGCAUUAGAAGAUGAAUAUUUAUAUUGAUGAUGCUAUAAGGGAUUUGAAAAUUUGAAUUUUUUUAUGAUUUAGAGAGAAAAAGUUUAAUGGCUUUUCGCGCCUUUAGAUCACAAUCGGUAUCGACACAAGGAUCAUAUAAUUUAGCAGAGAAAACAAUAGAUGAUCAUGUUCCGAGCAAAGUUGCGCAAAGCACGGUAACAUGUUUGUACCAAGCCAAUGUAGCUGGAUUUUGGAGAAAUGUAUCAAUUCUAUGGUGCAAAAAUCUCAUGAACCAUUCGUUACACAUCACGAUCGAUAGCGUGGGAGGUGAUACAAAAUUCAGCUGCAAGAUUGACGUGAAAUCGUGGCCUUUUUGGAGCAAAAAAGGGUACAAAACAUUCGAAGUCGAAGGGAACCAAGUGGAGGUUUAUUGGGAUCUUCGGAACGCGAAAUUCUCAGGUAGUCCUGAACCGAGUAGCGAUUACUAUGUAGCCUUAAUUUCAGACGAGGAGGUUGUUUUGUUGUUGGGAGAUUACAAGAAAAAGGCAUACAAAAGAACGAAAUCUAGACCUGCGCUGGUCGACGCGGUGUUACUUGUGAAGAAAGAAAAUGUUUUCGCGAAGAAAAGUUUCGCUACAAAGGCGAAGUUCGACGAGAAGAGAAAAGAGAACGAGAUUGUUGUUGAUAGUUUAACGAACGGCGGACCUAAUGUCGAUCCCGAAAUGUGGAUUACCGUCGACGGGGUUGCUUUGAUUCAUGUUAAGAAUUUGCAGUGGAAGUUUAGAGGGAACCAAACUGUUAUGGUGAAUAAACAACCUGUGCAAGUUUUUUGGGAUGUUCAUGAUUGGUUGUUUAGCGGUUCCGGUUCGGGGCCGGGACUUUUCAUAUUUAAGCCUGGGCCUGUUGAAGCUGAAAGUGAAAAAGAAGGUAGUGUUGUUGAAGCUAGUGAAAAUAAUGAUGAUGCUAGUGUUGGUUGUUAUUCAUCUCUUAAUGGUUCUACUUUUGAGUUUUGCCUUAUUCUCUAUGCUUAUAAGAUUGAGUAAUAGAGAAUUAAGAGACAAAAAAAUGUAUGAUAGUGAGAUUCACUAAUUAGUAUCAUGAUUUUUCUUAGUUAGCUUCAUUUUAAUUUUUAUGAGUAUGUUGGAAUGAAUAUUAUUUGCUACUAUUGUGAAGCCGAAUGCGCGAU